CCCCUCCAACGGCGAGAGAUCGAAUAUUAAGCACCGCCGCCGGCCUCGUUCUCCUCUCGUCCUCUGGGCUAGAUUAGCCGGUUAAUCAAUCAAUCGAUUCGUUGUUGCUAAGAGCCUUUUUAAGUAUGGGAUUACGCAGGUUUCUUGUUUCCUAACCACCACUUCUGUACUAGUACUAUACUAUACCAAUCCAUGGAUAGAGACAGACAGAGGGGUUGGGUUUUGGUUGCGCUGCUUGACUCGCCCCGUGCCCGUGUUCUUGCUGCCCUUUUCAGGCAUAUAUAACAUUCCUCUUUUUACACUACAUCCAUCCCCGCUUGAUUAGCGGCAGCCACUCUCUCCCUCUCCACUCUUGGUGUCCGAGUCCCUUGGCCGUACGCUCUGCCUCACUCCUCCGUUUCUUGCUUCUCCUGCCGCCGGCGUCGGAGAGCGAGCUUCUCGGCGGGCGGCGGCGGCGCGCGGCGCCGGGUGCGGAUCGGCCGCGGGUGCAUGGUGGAAGCCGCCGCCGGGCGCCGGUCAGGCACCAGCCGUCGGCGGCCUAGCGGCAGCGGAGGGGAGCACCAGCGCCUGGUUGCGCUCGCCGUCGCCGCGCGCGUCGCCAUGGUCAGCACCCGGUCUGCGGGUCCAGCAGUGGCGGGAGGAGAUGGAGCGGGAGCUGCUGGAACAGGCGCCGGCCCCGCUGCCGGUAGAGGACGAUGCAUGGAGGACUUCUUCGACUGCCUCCUCGGCUUGCUCGGCGCGUUAGGCAUGACAUGGGCUACGGCGCGGCCCCAGCGGCAGCCGCUCCCGCCGCUGCCUCGCGGGGUUGGGGCGGGGCCUGAGCCAACCGACGCCCGGCGUUUCGCAGCGGCGCUCAGGGCCACCCCCGGCCGGAUCGCUGGCAAUGGCGCCUGCGCCGUCGCGUCACUGUACACGCUGCAGGGCAAGAAGGGCGUCAACCAGGAUGCUAUGAUCUUCUGGGAGAACUUCUGUUCUAGAGAUGAUACCAUCUUUUGUGGUGUAUUUGAUGGUCAUGGACCUUAUGGCCAUUUGGUUGCCAAGAGAGUAAGAGAUCUCCUGCCUCUAAAGUUAGGAGCAGAUUUGGGGAUGGAAGAUGGUAGAGUAGCAUCCACUGGCAACAUUAAGCUCAAUACAAAUGAUGUAGCUUCAUCUGAACACAUAGUCAGAGGAGGUACUGCCGUUUCCUCUGAAGCUCAGCAGAAUGGAGAUUAUCCAGAGGUCUUCCCAGCAUUGAGAACUUCAUUCUUGAAGGCAUUCCAUGUAAUGGAUAGGGAUCUCAAAUUACAUAAAAAUAUUGAUUGCUUUUUCAGUGGGACUACAGCAGUGGCAGUGAUCAAGCAGGGACACAAUCUUAUAAUUGGCAAUUUGGGGGAUUCAAGAGCUGUCUUAGGCACCAGAGAUGAAAAUAACCAGCUUGUUGCUGUUCAAUUGACAGUUGAUCUCAAACCUGACAUUCCAAGUGAAUCACAGAGAAUCAGGCAACGCAGGGGCAGAAUAUUUGCACUUCCUGAGGAGCCGGAGGUUGCUCGUGUUUGGCUUCCAAGGUAUAACUCGCCUGGAUUGGCCAUGGCUAGGGCAUUUGGAGACUUUUGUCUGAAGGAUCAUGGUGUAAUUUCUGUGCCUGAUGUUUCCUAUCACCACAUAACGGAAAAGGAUGAAUUUGUUGUGCUGGCUACCGAUGGGGUUUGGGACGUGCUAUCAAAUGAUGAAGUUGUUAAUACUGUCAGCCGAGUCACAUCUCGGGCCUCUGCAGCACGAUUUUUAGUCGAAUCAGCUCACCGUGCUUGGCGAACUCGGUUCCCCACUUCUAAAGUCGAUGAUUGUGCUGCUGUCUGCCUAUUCCUGAACACAAAUGAAGCAAGUGAAUCUUCGAGUUCCUUGGCCAACAAUUUGGCAGAUGCUGUACAAGUUAGCACUGCUCAGUGCUCCAAAACUAUCCAGGUGAGCGCACCUAUAGACGGAAACGAGGUGUCUGUUGUUGAAACGAGGUGAUUUGCACAAUGAUGGUUGAGGCGCAAAGUGAGCUUGCAUGCUGUGCCUGUGACUGAGAUCUGCUGAACGAUAGUAGUUGAGGCAGAGAGAGCGGGGGCAUGAACAUGCUGUGCUGUGCCUGUGAUUGGCAUUUGUGGAGCCAAGAUAUAGCACGUCGGUGGGUUUCUGCUUGCUAUUUUUUUCUGGACGCAAGUGUGGUUAUUAUAUGCGACAUUAGAUUUUUAUAGGAGAAACAUAAAUUGUAGGGUACUUGAAGUUUUGGCUUUAAACAUUUAUGUUAACAAGAUAUCUGUAUCAUUCUUUAGCCUCGUUGCUACUCACAGAAAAGGUUCUAGAGCUUGUUGAUCACAUAAUUUUAUUCUGAUGGUCAUAAUUUCAUUGCA
Zea mays is the source of this 2375-nucleotide messenger RNA. RefSeq names its product probable protein phosphatase 2C 14. The coding region runs from base 490 to 1992 and encodes 500 amino acids. Gene Ontology annotation, biological process: protein dephosphorylation. NCBI's taxonomy places the organism in Eukaryota, Viridiplantae, Streptophyta, Magnoliopsida, Poales, Poaceae. The transcript is spliced from 5 exons. The record is from RefSeq and is a predicted model, not a curated record. Gene Ontology annotation, molecular function: protein serine/threonine phosphatase activity.